Trametes versicolor FP-101664 SS1 is the source of this 2904-nucleotide messenger RNA. RefSeq names its product DNA mismatch repair protein. Gene Ontology annotation, biological process: mismatch repair; mitotic recombination. The transcript is spliced from 21 exons. NCBI's taxonomy places the organism in Eukaryota, Fungi, Basidiomycota, Agaricomycetes, Polyporales, Polyporaceae. Gene Ontology annotation, molecular function: ATP binding; ATP-dependent DNA damage sensor activity; mismatched DNA binding. The record is from RefSeq and is a predicted model, not a curated record. Gene Ontology annotation, cellular component: MutSalpha complex; nucleus. Bases 1 to 2904 code for a protein of 967 amino acids.
AUGGCGCUUAUGUACGGAAAGGAGAAGGAUGCAGAAUACGAGAUUGACAACUCCUCGCACCCUGGCUUCUGCUCCUUCUUUACAAAACUCCCAGCCAAAAGCCCCGACUCUGGGACCGUCCGUCUAUUCUACAGGAACGAGUACUACUCAGUACACGGCCCCGACGCACUCUACGUAGCCACCCAUGUCUUCCGCACCAACUCAGUCAUCAAGUACCUCGGCGGUCGUGCAGGCCUGCCUAGUGUCACCCUGAGCGAGAGUCUUGCGAAGACUUUCUUGAGAGACGCUUUAACGAGCAAGCAGCUCAAAGUGGAGAUAUGGGUUCCCGAAGCCGGCCAGGGAAAGAAAGCUACCAAGUUCGUGCUUGAUAAGGAGGCUUCUCCCGGUAACUUGUCGGCGGUCGAGGACCUGCUCUUCGUGAAUACAGAUAUUGUUUCUGCGCCCAUAGUCAUGGCUAUCAAGAUGGCUAGCGCCCCAGUGACCGCGGGGAGCAAUGCAGCUAAAACCAGAACGGUCGGGGUUGCAUACGCGGACAGCAGUACGCGCGAGCUCGGGGUCGCCGACUUCGUAGACAACGAUAUAUUCUCCAACACUGAGACUCUCAUCAUUCAACUCUCGGUGAAAGAAGCCAUCAUACCGACUGGGACAGCUUCUGGGACGACCGAGCGCGACUUCGAUCUGAAGAAACUCAAGGAGGUCCUGGACCGCUGUGGUGUAGUGAUAACGGAGCGAAAGCCAAGUGACUUCAUGACGAAAAGCAUCGCCGACGAUCUCCUUCGGUUGUUAAAUCCGAGUUCCACCCCAUCCUCUUCUAGCUCCGAUGCCACUGCGACAAUCCCCCAACUACAGCUCCCCUCAGCCCCAGCAGCACUGUCUGCUCUAGUCUCUUACCUCUCCCUCCUUUCCGAUACCUCCAAUCACGGUGCAUGGAGCAUACGCACACACGACCUAUCACAGUACAUGAGACUAGAUGCCAGCGCUCUGCGCGCACUCAACUUGACCGAAGCCCCAGGGAACAUCGGGUCCAACAAGAAUACGACUUUGUUCGGCUUGUUGAACAAGUGCAAGACGGCACAAGGGUCCAGACUUCUCGGAAGUUGGCUCAAGCAACCCCUUGUGAACCGCCAUGAGAUCCUCAAGCGACAGAGUCUUGUCGAAGCAUUCUUUGAUGACGCCAACUCCCGUCGAAUCCUCCAAGAUGACUACCUCAAGCUCAUGCCAGACAUGCACCGCAUUUGCAAGCGAUUCCAGAAAUCCGUCGCGUCGUUAGAGGACGUCGUCCGUGUAUACCAAGCCGUGCUGAAACUCGAGGGCCUCAUCAGCACGAUCGAGGGAAUGGACACAAGCUCCGAGGACCAGAAGGCGCUCCUCGAGGAAGCCUACCUCACUAAGUUCCGCGAAUACGACACCGCACUGAGCAAGUACUCGGAAAUGGUGCAGCAGACACUCGACCUCGAUGAGCUUGAACACCACAACUUCGUGAUCAAGCCCGACUAUGACGAUCGUCUACGUACGCUCGCGGACAAGCUCGGUGAGGUGCGCGACGGGCUGGACGCGGAACAUCGCAAGUCCGGGAAGGCGCUCGGGCUCGAGCUCGACAAGAAGCUGCACCUCGAGAACUCGCCGCAGUACGGGUAUUGCUUCCGGGUCACGAAAGCGGACGGGAAGGCGUUGACGGACGACAAGCGGAGGUGGCAGGAGCUCGGAACGCUAAAAAGCGGCAUCUUCUUCACAACAUCGACUCUGAAGGAGCUCUCGACGGAGUAUACUGAGCUCACGCAGCAGUACUCACGCACACAGAGCGGGCUCGUGAAGGAGGUGGUGAACAUUGCAUCGACCUACACGCCUAUAUUGGAGGCUUGGAACAACGUCAUCGCAUAUCUCGACGUCGUUAUCAGCCUUGCGCACGUUGCUGUCAAUGCUCCCGAGGCGUAUGUCAAGCCUGAGAUCCUAGAGAAGGGGUCUGGUAAUCUCGUCCUAAAGGAAGCCCGCCACCCGUGCCUCGAGGUGCAGGACGAUAUCAGCUUCAUUCCAAACGAUGUUGAGAUGAUCAAGGGUGAUAGCGAGUUCCAAAUCAUCACUGGUCCCAACAUGGGCGGAAAGAGCACAUACAUUCGCCAGGUCGGCGUCAUCGCGCUCAUGGCGCAAACAGGCAGCUUUGUCCCCUGCUCGGAGGCGCGCGUGCCGAUAUUCGACUCCAUUUUGUGCCGUGUUGGUGCAGGGGACAGCCAGCUGAAGGGUAUCUCGACGUUUAUGGCGGAGAUGCUGGAGACUGCGACCAUUCUGCGAUCCGCGUCCAAGGACUCGUUGAUCAUCAUCGACGAACUCGGAAGAGGGACGUCGACAUACGACGGAUUCGGCCUGGCAUGGGCCAUCUCUGAGCACAUCGCGUCCCAAAUACACGCAUUCUGCAUGUUCGCGACCCACUUCCACGAGUUGACCGCACUCGACCAAGAGAUCAAACAUGUUAAGAACCUUCACGUUGUCGCGCACGUUUCCGACGCGGACGCGGAGGGCCGCGAUCGCGAUAUCACGCUGCUGUACAAGGUCGAACCGGGCGUAUGCGACCAAAGUUUCGGUAUCCAUGUCGCGGAGCUCGCGAACUUCCCCGAAAGCGUCGUGAAGCUCGCACGACGGAAAGCCGACGAGCUCGAGGACUUCAACACAGACAAGGGCGAGCCCGAGCUCCCUGCAGAAGUCGUCGAGGAGGGCACGCAGAUCGUUGAGGAGCUGCUGCGCGCAUGGGCGGCGACACAGGGCGGACACGAUGGCGAAGACGUCGUGAUGGGCGACGAGGAGGCGUCCGAGGAGGCGCAGCUCGAGGAGCUGCGGCGCUGCGUGGAGAAGUUCCGCCCGAGGAUUGAGAGCAAUCCGUGGGUGCAGAGCGUGCUGGCGACGCUCUAG